Molecule: messenger RNA, 1862 nt
Organism: Coccinella septempunctata (seven-spotted ladybird)
Lineage: Eukaryota; Metazoa; Arthropoda; Insecta; Coleoptera; Coccinellidae
Product: cytochrome P450 6k1-like
Exons: 4
Coding region: 147-1640 (497 amino acids)
Molecular function (GO): monooxygenase activity; heme binding; oxidoreductase activity, acting on paired donors, with incorporation or reduction of molecular oxygen
Source: RefSeq, a predicted model, not a curated record
AGCAUUACCUAAUUAUCAUUCAUCGAGCUCACAAGGCUCCUAAUGAUUCUACGUAUUAAUCUAUUCGAUAAUUUAUUUGUGAUACAGCAGACGAAGUGUUCAGUUGGUGAAUAAUAGAAAUACAAUUUUAUCACUUUUUCUGAUACAUGAUGUACUGGUUCGUUGAGAUUCUACUUCUUAUCUUAUUUUUAUUAUAUCUGGUACAUCUAUAUAUUUCAAGAAAUUUCGAUUACUGGCGAAAAAGAAAUGUACCUUUCAUCAAACCAAGCCCCUUUGUGGGCAACUUGAUGGACGUCAUCCUUCAUAAGUACGACAUGGCUGGAUUUUUUGAGAAGAUUUAUAACGAUAUGGACGUUCCGUUCUUUGGAAUAUUCCUCUUUUCGAAACCAGCACUAAUCAUCAAAGACGUUAAUUUAAUGAAACAUAUUCUUGUGAAAGAUUUUGAUCAUUUUGUGGACCGGGUCAUGUACGCAUCAGAACAUGACCCUGCUACCGCCCACAUGCUAUUUAUAGAGAAAGGGGACAAAUGGAAGACGAUAAGAGCAAAAAUGAGCCCUUAUUUCAGCCCAUCUAAAGUGAAAACCAUGUUCAGCGCAAUGGAUAAUUUGGCCAUAUCAAUGUGCAAUCACAUCGUAGCCAACAAACUAGUCAAUCUGGAUGUUAAAGACAUAAGUAGCAAAUUUUCGGUGGAUCUAAUAGCCAAGUGUGUUUUCGGAAUCGAAUCGAAAUCGUUGGAGAUAGAAAAUGGCGAAUUCUUGAUGAUAGCACAAAAGAUAUUCGACACUCGUCUUAUCACCUCCUUCAGAUAUUUGUGUUACUUCUUCUUCCACUCGUUCGUUCGAAUAUUCAAAAUCAAAUUGUUCGAUCCGGAAGUUUUGAAUUUCUUGAGGACUGUUUUUUGGGAAUGCAUAAGGAUAAGAGAAGAAGAUAAAAUAGAAGGAAAUGAUCUCAUGGACAUUAUUGUCGAGCUGAGGAAGAAUAAGGAAUUUUGUGAGCGCACGAAGUUUGAGGGGGAUGCAGUGAUAGCACAAGCUCUCAUAUUCUUUGUGGCAGGAUUUGAAACAACAGCAUCAACCAUUGCUUUCACACUUUAUUCGCUAUGUCUGAAUCCAGAUAUUCAAAGAAAACUCAGGAAGGAUAUAAAAGAUACAAUUGAGAAACAUGAUGGAAAACUCACCAUAGAAUCAGUUGGGGAAAUGAGCUACCUGGAUAUGGUAAUGAAAGAAACCAUGAGGAAGUAUUCACCAGUUCCCAUAAUAGACAGGGUUUGCACCAGAGACUACAAAAUACCUUCAACUGAUGUUAUCAUAGAAAAGGGAGUAGUAAUAUUAUUACCAGUGAGUGGCAUACAAAAUGAUCCGCGGAAUUUCAAAGAACCAGAAGAAUACAUACCAGAGAGAUUCGAGUCUUAUAAGGAAGACAUAUCAUAUUUAUCUUUUGGUCAUGGGCCCAGAGCAUGUAUAGGUCGCCGUUUUGGUCUUCUGGCCACUAAGUUAGCGAUUAUAAGAGUUUUGAGAGAGUUUGAGGUUCAUUCAACAGAUGAAACACCAGUUCCCCUUUUGUUCAACACCAAAUCCACUAUCCCACAACCUCUUGAAAAGUUAAAGAUGAGUUUUAUUGCAACAGAUCCACUUUUUUGAAGAAAUUGAAUCAACUACCAUUUGGUAGGUGUUAAUGCAUGUUGAAAAGAUUAAUACUGUAUUUGAAUUAUGCUCAUAAUCUAAAAUAAUGUAUGUCCUCAGUCCCCAAUUUUUUUCAAUGAUAGUGAUAUAAAACAAACUGUAUAUGGAGUACUGUAGAAUUGUUCAACAAUAGUUGAGGAUAUAAUAUAAUAAGAUAAUAAAAUGAAUGUUAUUUUUUUA